Molecule: messenger RNA, 2679 nt
Organism: Betta splendens (Siamese fighting fish)
Lineage: Eukaryota; Metazoa; Chordata; Actinopteri; Anabantiformes; Osphronemidae
Gene: meak7
Product: MTOR associated protein, eak-7 homolog
Exons: 9
Coding region: 575-1963 (462 amino acids)
Biological process (GO): TOR signaling
Source: RefSeq, a predicted model, not a curated record
CAUUAGGAGGGGAGGACAUCAAGCAUCAUCCAUGCUCUUGUUUCAUGGUAAAACCUGAAUCGAAGCACCUCAGCUGCAGAGAUGUUUUUCUGCCACCUUCACGUUCAGCGGCUCAUUACAAUGCAACACACCCAGCUCUGUGCAGAGCAGACCUCAUGCCCUUAAAAGGCGUUUUCAACAGGCCGCUGCUUCUGCCGGAGGCGUCGGGCCACUCACCUGCCCGUGUGCGCCCUCUACUGGUGGAAGCUACAAACAGCGUUUCCUCCCAAGUUACCCGAAAUGACAAACCUCUGUUUGAUGUGGCCAGUGAAGACUGUCCACAAGAUCUGCAUAUGUUUGCCUUCAGUCAUUCGAUUAGCGUGGACAGUUUAUGUGCUGAUCCACUGGAUUCAGUUCAGUUCACAAGACCUGACACAGGCAGAAAAAGUAGUCUAAUAUUCUCUCAAGAUUUUAUUAGACUAAGGGUAAAUAUGAAACUGUUUUGGUGUUUAAAUCUAGUCCGUGGUUUGUCGUUGUCCUCUAAGCCGGUGCUGAGCCGAGUUUCCACGCCUCUAAACAACGCGGACCUAUCAGCAUGAAACUGGACAGAACCAUGGGGAACUCUGACAGCGUGCUGGUCCAGAAGAGGCUGACCCGCUUCCGCCCCGAGGAGCGGCCUGUGGUUGAAGGUGUGUUUGACAGGCUGCAGGCUGCCACAGGGGAAACGGCAGCAGGAAAGACCUUGACGCUAAAGACACUGCAGUCGUCCAUGGGAGGUCUAGCAUCAGAGUCCAUGAUCAGACGAGUUUACCGGUGCCUGUGCAGUGUUGACCCUGGACUCGCAGCUGGAAAGGCGAGCGCCCCUCCUGUCUGCGGAGCAGGUCGGGAGCAGCUUGUCGUUUUCCUGGCCGACACCCUGCGAGGCACUGCAGAGGAGCGAGCUCCUCUGAUCGUGGCCAUGUCCCAGAGCGGAGCAGGGGAGGCAGCAGUAGUUUCACACGAACAAGUAGCAGAGUUUCUCCAGGACCUGAUCGCUGCUGUAGUUCAGAUCCUCGCCCACAGAGGGCGCAUUCGGGGCUGGAAGCCAGAGCGGAUGGGUGAUUGCGCUCAGGGUGUCAAUCUCCUAGCAGAACUGUUGUGUUCUGAACUCAGACCUUCAGAUGAGGGAGUGUGUGACGUUUCCUGUGUGGAGGACUGGGUCUUCAGGGUCCCCCAGGUGUCUCUGUAUUUAGAGAUGCUAGUAGUUGAAGGCCUAAAUGUGUCCCUGGCUGGCCGGCCAGCCCCCACCCUGCUGCCCCCCUGCAGAGACACACCCUGGAAAGAGCUGAGGUGUCUGUUGGACCUUCCCACCCUCAUGUUUCUGGCACCACAGUUGCCGGACAAUUACGCUGCCCCCUGGAGACUUGUGUUUUCCACACAGCUGCAUGGGGAGAGCUUCACCAGGAUGGUGGCCGGCCUGACCAAGUGUGGGCCCACCCUGCUGCUCAUCAAGGACACAAAAGGACACGUCUUUGGGGGGUUCGCGUCCCACGCCUGGGAGGUCAAACCUCAGUUUCAGGGUGACUCCAGAUGCUUCCUGUUCACAGUGUUCCCCAGACUGAGGGUGUUCACAGCAACAGGAUACAACGACCACUUCAUGUAUCUAAACCAGAAUCAGCAGACCAUGCCUAAUGGACUGGGUAUGGGUGGGCAACAUCACUACUUCGGCCUGUGGCUGGAUAGCGAUUUUGGUCGUGGUCACAGCCGAGCAAAGCCCAAGUGCACCACCUACGGCAGCCCCCAACUGUCUGCAGACGACGACUUCACCCUGGAUUCAGUGGAAGUGUGGGCUGUUGGGAAACCCCCAGAACCAGAGGAGGGUGAGGAGGGGAAGGGCAAAAGGAGCGUCUUGGAUGCAGAUCCAGAGGUCCAGGCUAUGAUGGAGAUGACAGGGAAGACACUACACAGCCAGGGCCUCAGGGAGCCAGAGGAGAACCAGGAAUAGUGGGAAGAAGAUGGAGCAAAACAGCUGCACCACAUUGAGGCUCCUGUGAAAUCGCUUUUCUCCUUCCAAUGCCUUUGACUGUUCCUGGACUCUUUAACAUUCAGUCUGCUGCUUCUUUUAAAGACACUAAAGUCAUCAUCAUUCAUCGCCAACAAGCUGUUACUCAUACUGUAAGUCUGUGGGUGAUGUCAGCACACAAACCCGGUUGGGUAGCGCCUGAUCUCAUGGUUUCAGGGUGCAGGCUUCAAGGCAGCUGUCAUCAUAAUUGGUAUGUGUGUUCAUUCCAGCCACCGUGGCAUUAAAUGGGAUGCGGCCGUAGCACCAACUCAACCAAACAGAGACAGGCUUCGCAACACAGCAUAAAAGGUGACACUGGCCACAGACCGGAGGAUGUCCACAUCAAGGCAUUGCAUGUGCAAUAAGCACCUGAACCUCACAUGCAUCUACAGCGGGCUCAGUCUACUUUAAUAUGCACGGAAUGAACGUUAAGGGUUGAUCCCUGUGAAGUUAUUUAUAAAUUGAUGGUUAAUGAUUUAUCGCUGCAGUGAUAAGCCUUUAAUAUUAAAGGUCAUCUGUGGUGUUUUAUAAUGUGCCCGUGUGCCAGUCUUCCAUCUUAAACAGCAUCUAUCAGUUCUUCGCUGCCGGUAUGACACCUGUGCUCUGGACAGUGGUUGUCCAGAACCGGUGCAGGACUAUAAAGUGGACAAAGAAAUUCA